Messenger RNA from Gracilinanus agilis (Agile Gracile Mouse Opossum), 594 nucleotides. RefSeq names its product growth/differentiation factor 7-like. The record is from RefSeq and is a predicted model, not a curated record. The transcript has 2 exons. NCBI's taxonomy places the organism in Eukaryota, Metazoa, Chordata, Mammalia, Didelphimorphia, Didelphidae. The annotation marks the transcript as partial.
AUGGACCUGGGCGCUGCUGCUGCGGUGGCCCUUUGCCUGUGGCUGCUGAGUGCCUGCCGCCCUCGGGUCGGGCUGGAGGCGGCCGUCGUGCCGAGGAACCGGGGCACCGGCCAGGCUAGACGGGGCCCGACCGAGGCUGCCAUCCCCCUGUCGCCGUGGCCAGCGGAGGCAGCGGCCAGAGUGCCAAGGCUCGUUCGGAAUGGCUCCUCUCCUUCGGUGAUCCCGCACCCGUUCAUGCUGGCCCUUUACCGGAGCCUGUCCGCCAGAGCGCUCGCUCCCGGAGCCGCUGCCGCCUCCGAGUCCGCGGGCGGCCACCAACGGGGCCUCGCUGACACCGUCACCGGCUUCACUGACCAGGCGCCCCCAGACGAAGCCUCCGCCGAGACAGGCCAGCGGUUCCUGUUCGACGUGUCCAGCUUGGCAGACGCCGACGAGGUGGUGGCGGCGGAGCUGCGGGUCCUGCGCCGAGCGCCGGGGGGUCCGAGAGAUCAGCGGCGGGUCAGACGGGAGGAGGAGGCGGCGGCGGCGGCGGAGACCGCGGGGCAGGCUGCGGAGCCGCCCUUCGCCCUGCUCCUGCUGUCCACCUGCCCGGGC